GUGUAGUCAUGCCUGCAGACGCACCCCCCGUCAAAGCGGCCAAGAAGGGCUCCAAGAAAGCCGUCGCUAAGACCGCCAGCAAGACCGGCAAGAAGAGGAGGAAGUCCAGGAAGGAGAGCUACGCCAUCUACGUGUACAAAGUGAUGAAGCAGGUGCACCCCGACACCGGCAUCUCCUCCAAGGCCAUGGGCAUCAUGAACUGCUUCGUGAGCGACAUCUUUGAGCGCAUCGCCGGGGAGGCCUCCCGUCUGGCUCACUACAACAAGCGCUCCACCAUCACCUCCAGGGAGAUCCAGACCGCUGUCCGCCUGCUGCUGCCCGGAGAGCUGGCCAAGCACGCCGUGUCUGAGGGCACCAAGGCCGUGACCAAGUACACCAGCUCCAAGUAAACCCUGAUAGACCGACAACACAACGGCUCUUUUGAGAGCCACCCAACCCAUCCAGAGAGCUCCUCCUG
Gymnodraco acuticeps is the source of this 457-nucleotide messenger RNA. RefSeq names its product histone H2B 1.2-like. Bases 9 to 389 code for a protein of 126 amino acids. NCBI's taxonomy places the organism in Eukaryota, Metazoa, Chordata, Actinopteri, Perciformes, Bathydraconidae. Gene Ontology annotation, molecular function: DNA binding; structural constituent of chromatin; protein heterodimerization activity. The transcript has a single exon. The record is from RefSeq and is a predicted model, not a curated record. Gene Ontology annotation, cellular component: nucleosome.